AUGGCUACGAUUUCUUCAAUAGAUGGUCAGUUGACAACUCUCCUAAUAUCCCUAAAAGGCACCUGCAUCUUGGCUAACUUGGAGAGCUUUGCAGUCUUAGGAUGCGACAAAACCAUGUCCAAUUCGAAGAAUCGCCUAUGCAAUUCCUCAACCUCUGACAAAUCAUCUUCCGUCAAGCUCUCUAUGCGAGCUAGCAGAUCUCGUUCUACACUUGUUGGAUACGAUGAUGAGUUGGAAUACAAGCUAGAUACUGCUCACGGCUCAAACACCAAAGUCAAGAAGCUUACCUGGCCGGAUCAUCUUUUGGGUGUUUUCUGUAUCAAAAGAGGAAGCAGAGUUUCAUCGACUAUGUUAACCAUGCCAAUAAGACCAGAAGAGGACCAGGGAAACCAGCCUUCUCCAUGGAUCCUAUCUGUCUACGUUCUUUCGAGACAGAAGGACGAGUCGAGACAUUUCAUACCGAAGGAAGCCAAAUGCACCAUCGAUACCGGAAAUCUUCAAGGGAAUCUGGUAUCCAGAGCGUUUGUUACCGAUGUUCUUGGGUAUUCUGAGUCCCAUUUUCAACCAUUAACAAAAGCGGAAGAGGUUGGAGGGACUGGAGUCACUGGCCACAAGCUCAUCCCUCAAGGCGCAAUCUCCCUGACCUGGUACCAUAGCAACAGUACCCGAGUAUUCCGCGACAUGCGCUUUUUGAUCUCGGAGCAUCCGAUGUAUGACCUUAUCAUCGGAUCUCAGUCUAUCCACCAGAAUAGAAUCCUGGAUGUGCCAAAUCUUGGGGACGAUCCUCAUUUAGUAUCUAAUCCGGUGCUUGGUGGUAAGCUUGCCUCGAUCCAACUACUGAUUCCCGCUUUAAUUGAUAAUUUCACAGCAGAGGAACUUGAAAAGUGCCGCGAUAGAAUGACCCACCUAAAAGGAGAAUAUUCAGUGAUUCACAGGCAAGCCCAAAAAAAGAAAAAUGAUACCAAGCUUCAGGAAACAUGUAAAGAAGUCAAGGCGAAACUUGAUGCUGCCGAGAAAGCAUUCGAUGUCGAGCAUCGUCGGUUCCAAAUCCACAGAUACUGGGUAUUCUGGGCUAAACACCCAGAAGGGAAAGGACGAAAGAAGGCACAUCAGGACCAACUUGACAAAUGGCAAGCGGAGUGGCACGAGGCCUUUCCGGGCGAGGGGAAUAUUCCUGCGGAGAACUUGACCAGUCUCCAGGGCUCCUGA
Messenger RNA from Mollisia scopiformis, 1209 nucleotides. RefSeq lists its product as uncharacterized. The record is from RefSeq and is a predicted model, not a curated record. The transcript has 2 exons. Lineage: Eukaryota; Fungi; Ascomycota; Leotiomycetes; Helotiales; Mollisiaceae. The coding region runs from base 1 to 1209 and encodes 402 amino acids.